AUGUAUGUUGGUGUAUUCGGGUACCCGCUAGUAAUAAUAGUCGUUCUAACAGUUCUCUAUAUCCGAGCGUUCAACAGUGAAGAAGAAAAGGCGGAUUUAGAACAACCUUACCAUCCAGCCGUCAUCAGCCAUGAUUAUUGCUUUUUGCAUCGAUUACGGCGCGUUAUUAUUAUACUGAUAAGAAAAACUCUAUCGAAAAAUGCCGAGCACAUGAGCGAGCGAACGGUUCAGCUGCAUAGGACUCUACUGAAAAGCCUUAUCUUCCAGACGCAACGGAAAGACAACAAGGUGAGUUAA
Molecule: messenger RNA, 297 nt
Organism: Cooperia oncophora
Lineage: Eukaryota; Metazoa; Nematoda; Chromadorea; Rhabditida; Trichostrongylidae
Source: the annotation of a GenBank genome assembly